UGCUUCAGUGUAAACAAACCGUCGAGCGAGCGGCGCGUGAUGGGCUCCAGCGGAGCGGAGCGAGCGGCGAAACGCGUGUUUCUGGCCGCUCUGUGCAGUGUGUGCCAGGCGCUGCAGGGCGGGAUGCUGUUUCCCACAGAGUCUGCCUCCAGAGAAGUGAAGGACGCGAGCGGCCUGUGGCGCUUCAGGGCGGAUCUGUCUCCGGAGCGGAGCCGCGGCUUUGAGCAGCAGUGGUACCGGAGGCCUCUGGCGGAGACGGGGCCUGUUAUUGACAUGCCGGUGCCGUCCAGUUUCAAUGACAUCACACAAGAUGCCAAAAUCCGGGAUUUCAUUGGCUGGGUGUGGUAUGAGAAGGACGUAUGGGUGCCGGCGCGCUGGAUCCAGGACCGGGGAACGCGGAUCGUGCUCCGAGUGGGAAGCGCUCACUAUUACUCAGUGCUUUGGGUGAACGGGGUCAAGGUGACCGAGCACGUGGGCGGUCAUCUCCCGUUUGAGGCGGACAUCAGCGGCGUUCUGCGGCAGACGAGCGGGAGUGCGUGUCGAAUCACCAUCGCUGUGAACAACACUUUGACUCUAGAGACGCUUCCACCGGGAACCAUCCAGUACAUGAACGAUCGCAGCAGAUACCCCGCUGGCUACUUCGUUCAGAACACUAACUUUGAUUUCUUCAACUACGCUGGAAUACACCGAUCGGUCCUGCUGUACACUACACCGAAGGCGCACAUUGAUGACAUUACAGUGGAGACGACGUUCUCUGAUAACAUCGGGCUGGUCAGUUUUAACGUGUCUGUGUUGGGCAGCUCUAAACCCGCUGUGAAAGUCACGCUCUCGGCUCAAGACGGCAGAUGCGUGGCUUCGGCCGACGGCUCCAGAGGAGUCCUCAAAGUCACAGACGUCAACCUGUGGUGGCCGUAUCUGAUGCACGAAAACCCAGCUUACCUUUACUCCAUGGAGGUUCAGGCGACAGCAGAGGACGGACAGACGGAUGUCUACACUCUUGCUGUGGGAAUUCGUACCGUUAAAGUCACCAGCACACAGUUUCUCAUCAACAACAAGCCGUUUUACUUCCACGGGGUCAACAAACACGAGGACGCAGACGUGAGUGACACCAGACACAACACGUACGUUUUAUUUUUUUUAACUUCACAUCUUAAAUUGUUGCUGUUUUUCUGAAGGGAACUGGUGUCUCAUACGAAAUCUCUGGAUUCCUCUCGGCCGGUCACGUACAUCACAGCCAGCAACUAUGCCAGAGAUCUAGGGGCUCCGUAUGUGGAUGUUAUCUGCGUGAACAGCUAUUUGUCGUGGUAUCAUGACCCGGGUCACACAGAGCUCAUCAGUCUUCAGCUCAACACUCAGUUUGAUGACUGGUACGGCAAAUACCAGAAGCCCAUCAUCCAGAGCGAGUACGGAGCGGACGCCGUGCCCGGCCUACACAGCGAUCCACCCAUGAUGUUCACCGAGGAGUAUCAAACCACGGUCCUGCAGAACUACCACAACGUGUUCGACCAGAAGAGGAAGGAGUUCGUGAUUGGAGAGCUGAUCUGGAACUUCGCCGACUUCAUGACGACUCAAACUAUCACUCGAGUGGUUGGGAAUAAGAAGGGAAUCUUCACUCGGCAGCGGCAGCCCAAAGCCGGAGCGUUUCUGCUGCGAGAGCGAUACUGGAGGAUCGCCAAUGAGACCGGUGUGCUGCCCACCUGGACCAGGUAUCCCUGCCUGUGAGCCGGAUUAGCUGCUUCCUGUGUGGGAAGACCAGGUCAGACUGGACUGUUUAUCAAGUGGAAGUGCCUUAUAUGUGACCCUGCAGCACAAAAGCAGUGUUAAGUCGCUGGGGGAUAUUUGUAGCAAUAGC
This is a messenger RNA of Sinocyclocheilus grahami, 1852 nucleotides long. RefSeq names its product beta-glucuronidase-like. The record is from RefSeq and is a predicted model, not a curated record. The transcript is spliced from 10 exons. Lineage: Eukaryota; Metazoa; Chordata; Actinopteri; Cypriniformes; Cyprinidae. Gene Ontology annotation, molecular function: beta-glucuronidase activity; carbohydrate binding. Gene Ontology annotation, biological process: carbohydrate metabolic process.